CACGUAUUCAAAAAUUCUAAGUUUGCUUCCCAACUCCUGACGUUCGUGGAGUCCAGUGAGUGGUUGCGAUAUCCGAUUUUGGUGUUCCUCAACCGUCAAGUGUUCCUGAGUCUGAGCCUGAGAGGGAUGCCUUGCCUGGGCGGCGUCAGGGAGAGCAGUAGCGAAGACAUUCGGCACAGGGAGCCGGUGGUGCUCAACAUCUACGAUCUGUCCACCAGCAACGACUACACUUUUCCGCUGGGCGUGGGUGUCUUCCACUCCGGCGUCCAGAUGUACGGACGGGAGUACGCAUUUUUGGCGAUCAACCUCUCGAUAUCCGGCAUCUUUGAGAUUCGUCCGCGCAAUGGGCAGGAGGAGCUGGGCGAGCACUUCCGGUUCCGGAAGAGCAUUCUGCUGGGCUACACCGACUUCACCUGCGCCGAAGUGAAGCGCGUCAUCUACCUGCUGGGGCUCGAGUUCCGCGGCACCAGCUACCACUUGACCAGCAAGAACUGCAACCACUUCUCCAACUGCCUGGCGCUCCUCGUCUGCGGACGCAAAAUUCCGCGUUGGGUGAAUCGCCUGGCCUACCUUAUUACCUGUGUCCCGUUCCUCGAGCGCUUCGUGGUCGCCAGGCCAACACAUUACCCUCAGUUCAGUCGAUUUUAGCUCUAGUCAUAUAUAUCACCUUA
Molecule: messenger RNA, 671 nt
Organism: Drosophila mauritiana
Lineage: Eukaryota; Metazoa; Arthropoda; Insecta; Diptera; Drosophilidae
Product: deubiquitinase DESI2
Exons: 1
Biological process (GO): protein deubiquitination
Molecular function (GO): deubiquitinase activity
Source: RefSeq, a predicted model, not a curated record